AUGAAAAUGAAGAUAAUUAUAUAUAUUUGCAUUUGGGCAGCUGCAUGGGCCAUUCCACUUCCUCAAAUCAUACCAUUGGAAAAACACGUUGUUGAAAAAUCCGUGAAUGUAUCAUUUUUAGCACACUCAGGAACUCCAGCACAGAAUGAGUUACAUGUCAAUAACACCACUAAAGACAGCAGUGACCCCCCUAAUGACAGUGAACUAGGAAGACAAGUGUAUACCAAAGACAUUUACAAAAGAGAAGGGAAUGGUUCUGAGUCAACAGACGUAGGAGGGACGAAUUCUUCUACACAGACCAUUUUAGCAAAUAAACCGGGGAACACUGCAUAUGAAAAUGAAGACAUAGAAACAUAUGGUCAUACUGAGAUACACGCAAAAGGAGAGAACAGCACAGCCAAUGACAUCAGGGGCCAAGCAAGUGUCACUGAAAAUGUGGGAGAAGCAAAGGAGGGUAGUGUAAAUGGGCAAUCCAAUCAGGGUAAAAAAAUUGGGGGUGCUGGUGAUGAGAAUCAGGAUGGAGAUCCCACCACUGUCCAGGGAAAUGGACCUCAAGAAGUUGGCAGCAAGAAUAAUACAAACCAUGAGGUUGGAACACAUGUGGAUGGGGUUGCUACGGAUGAAACCACGCCUCAGAGAGAAGGGGAGGGAGGUGGGAACAAGGGGGUUGAGGUAACAGCAAGCACUGAGGGAGAGGCUGGUUUGGAUAAUUCUGAUGGCAGUCCCAGUGGGAACGGGGAGAAUGAGGAUGAGGACAUAGGCUCUGGUGAUGAUGAGGCUACAGAAGCAGGAGGUAGAAAGGGAGGCCAUGAUGACAGUGAGGGCCAGGAGGAGCAGUCUCAUCAGGGAAAAGAUGACAACAGAGGUCAGAGUUCAGUUAGUGGUGAAGAUGGUGACUCUAAAGAGAAAGAAGGCUCCCCAAACGGAUGUGGAGCAGAUGGCACCGCUAGCAGCGAGGAGAACAAGAACAUUGAAGAAGGCAAUGGCAGCCAAGCAUUGCAGGAAAACCAGAAGCUCAGUCAGAAAGGCAACGGAGAUCCAGAAGGUGGAAUCACUUGCCAGUCAGAAACAUGUCCUCUGGGGAACAGUCAAGACCAGGGAACAGAAACUGAAGGUCCCAGCACAGGCAACAAAAGUAACAUUACCAAAGAAUCUGGGAAACUCGGGGACAAUAAAGGCAACAAUGGACACCAGGGAAUGGAGGAGGCCAAGAGGAAUAGCUCAAAGCAAGGGCAGUCUGGCCAGCCUCAAGGGCCUGCUGAGAAGUCAGACACCCACAACAAGAUGGGACACAGCAAGCUAGGUAGUGGCAGCAACAGCAAUGUGCACGAUAGCUACGAUUUUGAUGAUGAGUCCAUGCAAGGAGACGAUCCCAACAGCAGCGACGAGUCAAACGGAAGUGAUGAUGCUGACUCGGAGAGUGAGGACGAGAGUGGCGGCCACGGAGAUGCUUCUCAUGACUCUGAGGACUCAAGUGAUAACGGCUAUGGCAGUGACUCAAAUGGGGAUGAUGACAGGAGUGAUGAUACAUCUGAUGCUGAUGAUGGCGAUAGUGACAGUGAUGGUAACAGUGAGAGCAAUGACGAGGAUGAGUCAGAAAGCAGUGACAAUGACAACGGCAAUGACAGUGAGAGCAAAUCAGGCAGCAGUGACAGCAGCGACAGCAGCAGUGACAGCAGCAGUGACAGCAGUGACAGCAGUGAUAGCAGUGACAGCAGUGAUAGCAGUGACAGUGGUGAUAGCAGUGACAGCAGUGAUAGCAAUGACAGCAGUGACAGCAGUGACAGCAGCAGUGAUAGCAGUGACAGCAGCAGUGAUAGCAGUGACAGCAGUAGUGACAGCAGUGACAGCAGUGAUAGCAGUGACAGCAGUGACAGCAGCAGUGACAGCAGUGACAGCAGUGACAGCAGUGAUAGCAGUGAUAGCAGUGACAGCAGUAGUGACAGCAGUGACAGCAGUGAUAGCAGUGAUAGCAGUGACAACAGCAGUGACAGCAGUGACAGCAGUGACAGCAGUGAUAGCAGUGAUAGCAGUGACAACAGCAGUGACAGCAGUGACAGCAGUGACAGCAGUGAUAGCAGUGACAACAGCAGUGACAGCAGUGACAGCAGCGACAGCAGCAGUGACAGCAGUGACAGCAGUGACAGCAGCGACAGCAGCAGUGACAGCAGUGACAGCAGUGACAGCAGUGACAACAGCAGCGACAGCAGUGACAGCAGUGACAGCAGCGACAGCAGUGACAGCAGUGAUAGCAGCGACAGCAGUGACAGCAGUGACAGCAGUGACAGCAGUGAUAGCAGUGACAGCAGUGACAGCAGCGACAGCAGCGACAGCAGUGACAGCAGCGACAGCAGUGACAGCAGCGACAGCAGCGACAGCAGCGACAGCAGUGACAGCAGCGACAGCAGCGAUAGCAGAGACAGCAGCGACAGCAGCGACAGCAGUGACAGCAGUGACAGCAGUGAUAGCAGUGACAGCAGUGAUAGCAGUGACAGCAGCAGUGACAGCAGUGAUAGCAGUGAUAGCAGUGAUAGCAGUGACAGCAGUGACAGCAGUGAUAGCAGUGACAGCAGCAGUGAUAGCAGUGACAGCAGCAGUGAUAGCAGUGACAGCAGCAGUGACAGCAGUGACAGCAGCAGUGACAGCAGUGACAGCAGCAGUGACAGCAGUGAUAGCAGUGACAGCAGCAGUGAUAGCAAUGAUAGCAGUGACAGCAGCAACGAUAGCAGCAGUGACAGCACUGACAGCAGUGACAGCAGUGAUAGCAGUGACAGCAGCAGUGACAGCGGCAAGAGCAGCAACGGCAGUGACAGCCAGGAUAGCACAUCUGACAGCAGUGAUGAUAGUGAUAACAAGACUGGUAAUGGUCACAAUGAAAGUGACAGUGACAGUGACAGUGAAGGCAGUGACAGCAACCAUUCAACCAGCGAUGAUUAG
Messenger RNA from Chionomys nivalis (European snow vole), 2937 nucleotides. It is a transcript of the gene Dspp, whose product is annotated as dentin sialophosphoprotein. The transcript is spliced from 4 exons. The record is from RefSeq and is a predicted model, not a curated record. Gene Ontology annotation, molecular function: collagen binding. Gene Ontology annotation, cellular component: cytoplasm; nucleus. Bases 1 to 2937 code for a protein of 978 amino acids. Lineage: Eukaryota; Metazoa; Chordata; Mammalia; Rodentia; Cricetidae. Gene Ontology annotation, biological process: odontoblast differentiation; dentinogenesis.